Quercus robur (English oak) is the source of this 4237-nucleotide messenger RNA. Its product is annotated as U-box domain-containing protein 44-like. The transcript is spliced from 4 exons. Gene Ontology annotation, biological process: protein ubiquitination; cell surface receptor signaling pathway. The record is from RefSeq and is a predicted model, not a curated record. Bases 620 to 3700 code for a protein of 1026 amino acids. Lineage: Eukaryota; Viridiplantae; Streptophyta; Magnoliopsida; Fagales; Fagaceae. Gene Ontology annotation, molecular function: ubiquitin-protein transferase activity; protein binding.
AAACAAGGACAUGAGAGGAGUAGAGGACUCUCUCAUUUGAACUUGACCAGCCCCAGUUUCCUCUUCAAUUUCUUCCAUUCUAAGCAUCCUCUCGUCUCUUAAAGUCCUCGAGACAGUUUUCUCAGCCCCAUUUUGCAGAACCAUUCUGUCUCCUUUAAUUUUUUUAGAUAGUCAUGACUCAUAAUAACAACAGUUAACAACUUCCCAGUGACUUCACCAUAUCAAGUUCAACUCUGGAUUCUGGAAACACAACCCAAGAGGGACUUUUUGGAGUAUUUUCAACCAAGAAUUUGCCUUCUGAAUCAUCUAUACAGAACUGGAUGCUAAUCGAGUUGCUUGGAAUCAUUGGUGGAAUUGACUGACCUAAUAGGGAGAUCCUGAUACCCAAAACAGACCUUAAACUUUCAUCAAUUUUGGAUACCCAGCAGUUUAGGUUCAUUAGUGAGUUAGUUUGUAGACCGUCUCAGUCUAAGCCUUUAAGAUUGAAUCGAGUUAAGACUCCUACCACAACCAAGAAAGUUUGGAGAAAGAAGGAAGACAAUAUCUGUCUUGCAGUUCAUACUGUGCUAAAAGUGCUUGACGCUUGUCUUUGGUACCUAGAUAGUGGAUGUUCUAGACAAUGGACUUCAAUGGAGAAAUCCAGAUAGCAUUACUACAAGCACUAUGGGAUAAUGUAACACAACAGGCAAUCGAGCUUGUUAGUGAAACAAGGGAUGCGAUGCUGAACAAGAACAGCUUUCAGGAAUUCUCCAAUAAUAUUUUUAAGCUUAAAAGCCUCCUUGGCUCAUUGAAUGCCAAGAAAGUUGUUGAAGCAAGAGGUUUAGAAUCAACAAGAGCUGCAUUGGAGAACUUGAAUUUCCAGCUGAAUAAAGCCUGCAAGAUCAUUCAAGAUUGCAAAUCUGGUAGUCGCAUCCAUCUCUUAUUUAAGUCAAACUCAAUACUCUUGCAGAUGCAGGAUAUGGCCAAAGAUAUUGCCAAGACUAUUUCCUCGUUUCAGCUAAUCAAUCUUGAUAUAACCUUGGACUUAAAGACUAUGACUAACCAGAUCAUUGACAACUUGAGCUCAAUGGAGUUUCAGUCAGCAUUAGCAACAGAAGCAAUUGCUUCUGAGAUAGAAAAUUCAAUAUCCCAGAGCAAUAAGAAUCAGGAGAAUGCUGUAAAGCUCCUGGAGAAGAUUGCAGAAGCUGUUGGUGCUAGUGUGAAUGCAUCCAUGGUGCAGACUGAAUUGGAACUUCUGAAGCAGGAAAAAGAAGAAAUGGAAGCUCAAAAGAAGCAGGCAGAGGCAUUACAAUUAUCGCAGUUGAUUCAGUUCUUGUACAGUACAGAAAUUGUUACGAGGCCAUACGAUGAUAAAAGAAUUGCCACAUACCACCAGCAAUACCCAAUUGAUUCAUUCAUGUGUCCAUUAUGCCAUGAGAUGAUGGCAGACCCAGUUGCAAUCCCCUGUGGCCACAGCUUUGAGAGGAAAGCCAUUCAGGAAUACUUUGAAAGGGGGGAGAGAAAGUGCCCUACCUGCAGACAGGAGCUCCUAUCCCUGGAUCUUACGCCAAACCUUUCCCUUCGAAACUCUAUCGAAGAAUGGAAGCAGCGAGAUAUGGACUUAAGAUUCCAAGCUGCAGUGCCUGGAAUCAAAUCAGAUGACUCGUCUAGACAGAACAAGGCCUUAGAGGACAUGCAACUUUUGAUGGAGAAGCCUUCAUAUGCAACCAAAGUUGCAGAGGAACGACUCAUACCAAAGUUGGUGGAGAUACUAAAAGACGAUAGGUUAAAUAGUGCUGCGGCACUAAAAUGCCUUUACUACAUAGCUAAAUACUGUGAUAAUCACAAAGAAGCCAUGGUUGAAGCAGGGGCUGUCCGUCGCAUCGUGAAGCAGAUUUAUAAAGAUGGAACAGAACCAGAUGCCAUUGCAAUCUUGUUGGAGCUGUCAGAAAGAGAAACCCUUGCAGAGAAAAUAGGAAGUACAAAAGACUGCAUUCCUCUUUUGGUUUCUUUACUCUCAAACAACAACCCUGAUGUAUCACAGAAUGCCCACAAUGUGUUGCAAAAUCUCUCCUCUAAUACACAUUUUGUUGUUAAGAUGGCUGAAGCCGGACACUUCCAACCAUUUGUUGCUCGCUUUAACCAAGGACCUCAAGAGACCAGAACAUUGAUGGCUGCAGCAUUGAUACAGAUGCAACUCAAGGAAAUCAACAUUCAGGUCUUAAAGGACAAGCAAUUCACACAUAAUUUAGUCCAGAUGCUCUCUUCAAGUACCCCAGCAUGCAAAGCAACUUGCCUCAGAUCUAUCAAAAAGCUUGUAGAGUACCCCAAGAUGGUAAAGCGACUUCUAAAAGAUCCUGUUACAAUACCUCAUUUGCUCGGUCUCAUCUCAUUUGUCAGGUCUGACCCACGAGAGAAAGAAGAAGCUGCAGAGAUUCUUGCUCUACUGGUUGGAGCUAGUCAGCACUUUGAACUUCAGAAAUAUCAGGGCUUGCAGGAGCUCCAAUCGAAGCAUAAUGUCAAUCUCCUUCUGCAGCUUGUAGCCAGCUCUGAUCCUCAAACUAAGGUUCAGUUCUUACACCUGCUGGUUGAACUCAGCCAGAAAUCUGAGACAGCUCGAAACCUAAUUCGACAAGAUGAAAAUGCGGCGGGGCAACUCUUCUCUUUGCUUCACAGUGACCAACCUGUGGUGAAGCGGUGGACAAUGAAGCUGAUAUACUGCAUUUCUGAAGGUGAUCCUGCAGGGGUUUCGCUACCACCAUCUCCUGCAAAAGAGUUAGCAAUUACCACCCUGGCAAGCAUCCUCACGUCUUCACUAGAUAUUGAAGAAAGGUCCACUGCUGCUGGAAUCAUUAGCCAGCUUCCCAAAGAUGAUAUUACUAUUGAUGAGAUACUCUGCAAAUCGGACACAUUAAAAGCCAUUCAUGAGGUGAUUUGCAACGCCGAUGAGAAAUAUAAUGGAAACAGGGCACCUGCUGACCAGGGUACAUCUUUACUAGAAAAUGCUCUAGCAGCACUGAUGAGAUACGCAGAACCUAGCAAACCUGAACUUCAGAGGCAAGUGGGCAAACUUGAACUGUACCCUUCACUAGUUCGUGUUCUCUCCAGGGGCAGCUCACUAGCCAAGCAGCGAACAGCUAUUGCACUUGCCAAACUAUCCCAAUCCACCAGCCAGUCAGUCUCUGAUACAACCAUCAUGACAGAGAGAAGCAAGCAUUCCAUGCCAAUGCUCUUUUUGACUAAGCUUCUACCGAACAUGUCUUGGUGCUGCUCAGCCUCAUCAACAAACGGAAUCUCAUGUUCUGUUCAUGGUGCAGCUUGUUCACAUAGAGAUACAUUCUGCCUCGUCAAGGCUGAUGCAGUGAAGCCACUGGUGCGAACUUUGAGUGAGACAGAAUCCGGUGUGGCAGAGGCUUCUUUGAUGGCACUCGAAACAUUGUUAACUGACCAUAGCACACUGUCUCAUGCAACUGCAGCCAUUGUGGACAACCAGGGAGUGGUGGCCAUUCUACAAGUCCUCGAGAAGGGGUCCAUACCUGCCAAAACCAAAGCCUUAGACCUCUUCCAGAAGAUCCUAAACCAUACACAGAUCACCCAAACAUUAUUUCAGCGGUUUGAGGGCAUCCUCAUACAGCUACUUCAUGACGAUGAUCUCAAAAAAAAAGCAGCUUUGGUGCUUAAGCAAAUGAAAAUUCUUCCAGAGCAAUCUUCUUACUUCUGAAUUCAUUUCAUCCAACAGCGGGAAACUAAAGUAAAAGCAUCUAGUCUUCAAUAGUUGAACUGGGCUCGUAGGGAGUUGAAAACAGUUCUUACUACACUAUGCAUUUCGCAGAAAUUGAUAAUGUAGGAGGUUGAAUAUGCACAAGGACUUCACCUUGGAAGAUUUGAGUAUUUAAUUUUCUUGGUGAGACAAUGCCAAAAAGUAAGCAGAAGUGAUACCCAUUCUAAGAUCUCAUUCAUAGAGGUAUGUAGGAACGAAACAAGCAUAACAUAACCAACGGGCAUAAAUAGCCAUUGUUGGCCUUGUGCAGAAGUUGCAGCUCCUUAAACUCAGUUUCUGGGAAUGAAGCCAUCCAGUUUUUAGUUUAUAGCCAAAUUCAAACAUACAAUGGGGGAAAAAGAUAUUGUUUAGUUUUCGGGCAGUAAGUCGAGAGCUGGGAUAGUAUAGAUAAUGGUCACUGUAUUUGUGGAUAAAUUCAGUACAUAGUCUACAAAAAUUGAUGCUAUUUUGUAUGAAAUGGAAAAAUGCAAUUUUACA